ACGUGGGUGGGUCUUUGAGACCCACAUAUUCAAGCAAACCACCAACAACUUCACAGAGAAGACUGAAGAGCAUGAAGGCCAUGGCAUUAUGCAGCAGCAGGGGAGUCCCUGUCAUCGACUCUGCAACUUAUUCACCUCUUCUUAUUCAAUCAAUGGCUACCCAGAAGCCUCUACCAGCAGCUGCCAAAACAGUUGGAUCUAGAAAGAAUUCAACUGUUUUCCCCCUUGGAGAGAAAGGCCCUCGGAGUAGCCCCAUAACAACUUCACCUCCAAUAAAGCUACUGACAAGGGUGGAGCAGCUGAAACUACUGACUAAAGCUGAGAAAGCCGGUUUGCUGUCAGCGGCAGAGAAGUUCGGGCUCUCUCUAUCGACAAUAGAGAAACUGGGACUCCUCUCUAAGGCGGAGGAACUAGGAGUCCUUUCUGCAGCAACAGACCCAGGAACCCCAGGGGUUUUGCUGAGCCUGAGCUUAGUUCUGCUGCUUUUGGGUCCCUCCUGUGUUUACCUUGUCCCUGAGGAUUACCCCUGGCAGAUAGCAUUGCAGGUUGCCGUUGCUUUGCUCUCUGUGGUUGCCGGUUCUGCGGCUUUUGCUGCUUCAAAUUUUGUAUCUAACUUGCAGAAAUGAAACUGAAUAUGUCAAAAAGCUAGCUGUGGUUUUCAAUUCUUUGUUAUAUAUGGUAAUCAUAUCAUUGCUGUGGUUGAAAAGCCAUAGAUUGUGCUUU
Messenger RNA from Corylus avellana, 723 nucleotides. RefSeq names its product wiskott-aldrich syndrome family protein, putative (DUF1118). Lineage: Eukaryota; Viridiplantae; Streptophyta; Magnoliopsida; Fagales; Betulaceae. The record is from RefSeq and is a predicted model, not a curated record.